Messenger RNA from Colius striatus (speckled mousebird), 429 nucleotides. It is a transcript of the gene SMIM33, whose product is annotated as small integral membrane protein 33. The record is from RefSeq and is a predicted model, not a curated record. The coding region runs from base 1 to 384 and encodes 127 amino acids. The transcript has a single exon. NCBI's taxonomy places the organism in Eukaryota, Metazoa, Chordata, Aves, Coliiformes, Coliidae.
AUGAACAGCUCGGUGCCCAGCGGCCAGCUGAGGCAGCCCGAGCCCCAGGACGUGGGCUCCUUCACGCCCGUGACCAUGGUGAGGAGCGUGGCCAGGAGAUCCGACGCUCUGCCCGUCAUCUCCGCCAUCGUCGUCGCCUUCGUCCUCCUGGCCGUCGUCAUCGUCGUGCUGGUGCAUUACGGCCCCCAGCUCCGCACCGUCCAGCUCACCCUGUCCCACGAGCCCCUGCCUCAGGACAUGGACCAUGGGGUGCACCUCACGGACUGGAAGCAGUUGGGCUCCCAGAAGCAGCUGGGAGCUGCCCAGCCCUGCCGCUGCUCCUGCAGGAACCACCUUCCCUGCGGCAGCGCCGAGCCCGGCCUCAUCGAGGUCACCUACCUGUGAGGAGGCUGGGGCAUGGAACAGCAGGGAACUGGCAGCUCAGCACCA